AUGGCUCAAGAGAAGGCCGCCGUCACCACCGGCGCCGACGUUGGCGAGGCCGUCAGGAGACGCGCUGCCGCUCCCCCGCAAGGCGUCCCGGCUACGAGGCCGGAGAUAGAUGACAAGAAGAAGUUGGUGAAGAAGGAGCAAUCGAUUCUCCAAAUUCUCGACGAGUGGGAGUUCAUCAUCGCCCCAGUUAUCUUCACGGCCCUUGCGUUCUUCACAAGACUCUACAAAAUUGGCUUGUCAAAUAUCGUGACCUGGGAUGAGGCUCACUUUGGCAAGUUCGGCUCGCAUUACCUGAAGCACGAAUACUACUUUGACGUUCACCCUCCCCUGGGCAAGCUCCUCGUCGGGUUGUCCGGCUACCUCGCCGGCUACAAUGGAUCGUUCGAGUUCAAGUCUGGCGAAAAAUACCCCGAAGAUGUCAACUAUACUUUCAUGAGACAGUUUAAUGCCUUCUUUGGUGCUAUUUGCGUACCCAUGGCUUACUGGACUGCAAAGGAACUGAAACUGAGGCGCCCCGCUGUCUGGUUCAUCACCUUGAUGGUCCUCUGUGAGAACUCCUACACGACAAUCAGCCGCUUCAUUCUCCUUGACUCGAUGCUGCUCUGCGGAACGGUGUCUACGACGCUCUGCUGGGCCAAGUUCCAUCGUCUCCAGAACAAGAGCUUUGAGCCUGAGUGGUUCUUCUGGCUGUUUAUGACUGGUCUGAGCAUCGGCUGUGUGACCAGUGUCAAGCUCGUUGGACUCUUUGUCACUGCCCUGGUUGGACUGUACACGAUUGAGGAUCUCUGGAACAAGUUUGGCAAUGUCAAGAUGCCAGUAUUCGAGCUCGGCGCUCAUGUCGCAGCACGAGUUAUUGGACUCAUCAUCCUGCCAUUCCUGGUCUACAUGCUGAGCUUCGCCAUUCAUUUUGCCGUCCUUACCAACAGUGGUCCGGGUGAUGCUCAAAUGAGCUCGCUUUUCCAGGCCAACCUGAAAGGAACCGAGGUUGGUCAGAACAGCCCGCUCGAGGUUGCCUAUGGGUCGCGUGCAACCAUCAAGAAUAUGGGUUAUGGAGGUGGUCUUCUUCAUUCUCACGUGCAAACUUAUCCCGAGGGAUCUACCCAGCAACAGGUUACUUGCUACCACCACAAGGAUGCUAACAAUGACUGGUUCUUCUACCCCAACCGUGGUGAUGCCGAUUACGAUGAGAAUGCCGAGCCCAGAUUCAUUGGUGACGGCGAGACCAUUCGCCUGAUUCAUGCCCAAACCGGCCGCAACCUUCACUCUCAUGAGAUCGCCGCUCCUGUCACCAAGGCGGACAAGGAAGUCUCCUGCUACGGCAACCUUACUGUAGGCGACGACAAAGACCACUGGAAGAUUGAGGUCGUGAGAGAUGUUGCCUCGCGUGAUCGAAGCAAGAUUCGCACGCUGACCACUGCCUUCCGCCUGAAACACCCAGUCAUGGGUUGCUACCUCCGCGCCGGCAAUGUCAAUCUGCCUCAGUGGGGUUUCCGACAGAUUGAGGUUACCUGCACCAAGGACAACAAUCCUCGUGAUACCUACACCCACUGGAACGUUGAGGCGCACUGGAACGAUAAGCUACCUGCUGGUGACCCGGGUCAAUACAAGUCACCCUUCAUCCACGACUUCAUCCAUCUCAACGUCGCCAUGAUGACUUCGAACAAUGCCUUGGUUCCGGAUCCUGAUAAGCAGGAUGACCUGGCCUCUCAGUGGUGGCAGUGGCCCAUCUUGCAUGUCGGUCUACGUAUGUGCGGCUGGGAUGACAACAUUGUCAAAUAUUUCCUGCUUGGCAACCCCUUCGUCUACUGGGUGUCUACGGCGUCUCUCGGCGCCCUGGGACUGCUUGUUGCUUGGUACCUCGUUCGUUGGCAGCGUGGGUACAAGGAGCUUUCUCAGGCGGAGAUUGACCAGCUCCAUUACUCUGCUCUUUAUCCUAUCAUUGGAUGGGGUCUCCACUACCUGCCGUCUGUCAUCAUGGCUCGUGUCACAUAUGUCCACCAUUACUACCCGGCGCUGUAUUUCGCCAUUCUGGUUCUCGGCUUCCUUGCUGAUUGGUUCCUAAGGAACCAACGUAAGGCCGUCCAGUACGGUGCCUACGCCGUGCUGUAUGCCACUGUCAUUGGGCUGUACAUCUACUUUAUGCCCAUCUGCUGGGGCAUGACUGGCCCGAACAAGCAGUACAGCUACAUGAAGUGGUUCGAUACCUGGAGAAUGUCUGAUUAA
Messenger RNA from Phaeoacremonium minimum UCRPA7, 2223 nucleotides. Its product is annotated as putative dolichyl-phosphate-mannose-protein mannosyltransferase 2 protein. Gene Ontology annotation, biological process: protein O-linked glycosylation via mannose. The transcript is spliced from 5 exons. Gene Ontology annotation, cellular component: membrane; endoplasmic reticulum. NCBI's taxonomy places the organism in Eukaryota, Fungi, Ascomycota, Sordariomycetes, Togniniales, Togniniaceae. Gene Ontology annotation, molecular function: dolichyl-phosphate-mannose-protein mannosyltransferase activity. The record is from RefSeq and is a predicted model, not a curated record. Bases 1 to 2223 code for a protein of 740 amino acids.